GGCAGCGCAGCAGAGCAACCUAAUCCAUCCCGCUGCGCUCGGGCGCUCGGCUCCUUCCAUCAGGCCGCGCCGCCGCCAGCAGCCAGGACGCACCGGCGCCUCCGCCAGUCCACUUCACCAGCCACCCGGACGUCCCGCCGCCAGCCGCUUCUGGCCUCCUUGCAACAGAACGUAGCGACGCGCCGCCGUUCGCCUUCUCGGUCGGAGCAAGCACGGGACGGCGCCCGCCUCCCAUCUUGAUUCCUGACCGCUGUCGCCAUUCUGGGUCCGGUCUCCCGAGCAGGAGGAGCUACAUGCUGCAGCUACUACCGGCCUACCGCCGCCGACCCUUCGCCUCAUCCUCACAGCCGACCGACGCCCUCGUCCCAGCGGCCAGUUCUCAGUCAGUGGAACCGAAGAUGAAGAGGAAUGGUGACAUUAAGUCCUUUUUCUGGAAUUAUGAGGCUUCUAAAAGAAAGAAGGCUGCAGCCGAAGAGCAACCUGAAUAUGAAGAUAUAGUGUCAAAUAUUGAAGAUGAAGCAGUCCUUCCUCCACCUCUAGUCCAUUCUGCAGAGAUUGUAGUUGAUAUUGAAGAUGAAGCAUUCCAUUCCAAUGCAAAGAUUGAAAGUGAUAGUGAAGAUGAAGCGGCAUCACCCCAACAUCCAUGUGCAAGGCCAUAAAAUAUUCAAAGGCUUCCUCCUGAUCCAGGGGAGAGGAUUCCUAUUUCAGAGUAUGAUGUCGAUGAUCAAGAUGAAGUUCGGAGACGAUACAUUGCAAAGCAAGCAGUCCAACCAUAUGCACACAAUAUUGGUGAGCUCUCUAUUAUGCUUGUUGCUACAAAGAAGCAUGUUCUUUACGAUUUGGUCUACUUACUCAUCAAAUUGAUAUUGAUUUUACCGGCGGCGACGGCGAGUGUUGAAAGAGUGUUUUCAGCCAUGAAUCUAGUGAAAAAUAAGUUAAGGACUACUAUGAGUGAUGAUCGCUUGAAUGAUUGCUUGGUGACAUCUAUUGAAACGGGAUGUGUUCAUGGAAGUAAGCAAAGAUGACAUAGUUGAUGCUUUCAUGGCAAUGCAAAAACGUAGAGUUACCUAGUGAUGUAAUUUUCUACUUGUGCUUCUUUCAUGUAAGACUACUCGUAUUGUAAUUGAGCACAUUUGAGAUAUAUUUUGUGAACUAAAUUGUUGUGAGAUUUGCAUUAA
Messenger RNA from Triticum aestivum (bread wheat), 1178 nucleotides. RefSeq lists its product as uncharacterized. The transcript has 2 exons. The record is from RefSeq and is a predicted model, not a curated record. The coding region runs from base 294 to 659 and encodes 121 amino acids. Lineage: Eukaryota; Viridiplantae; Streptophyta; Magnoliopsida; Poales; Poaceae.